AUGGCAAAGAACAUCGACUCUUUCGAGCAACUUACGACCCGAAUCGGACGUCUGCGGAUGAGAAGAUGUGGUCCAACACCAGCUUUGACUAUCUUCGUCGCUUACGCUCCAACAUCAAGCUACGAUGAAGAAGAAGUCGAAGCUUUGUCGGGAACCACGAAGCCGUCCUCUCUACGCUGGACGUGGGAGUCACCCGGUGGAGGGUACCGUAAUGAAAUAGACCACAUCAUCGUCAAUAAAAGGUUCUGCCUGACGGAUGUCGCUGUUGUACCAAAGUUCUAUACGGGAUCGGACCAUCGCCUCCUCCGAGGAAGAUUUUCCUUCACAAGGAGAGCAGAGAAAGCCGCCAAGUUCAGAGGGAGAAAUCCCAGGACUAUCAUCAACUGGGAUCUCUUCGCUACGCUAGCCGGCUUUUGGGAAGAUUCCGCAAUCGACAACAUCGACGAGGAAUAUGACCGGCUCGUUGAACACCUUCACGACUGCACGAAGACGGCUAAGAGUUUUAAAACCACCAAGAGACGCCUGCCUCUUAAAACUCUUAAGCUGAUACGCCAGCGUGGAGCAGCACGAGCCGCAGGGAACCAAGAACUCACGUCCGUGCUCGCGAGGCUUUGCAAAAAAAGGCGAUAA
Messenger RNA from Necator americanus (New World hookworm), 630 nucleotides. RefSeq lists its product as uncharacterized. The record is from RefSeq and is a predicted model, not a curated record. The transcript is spliced from 2 exons. NCBI's taxonomy places the organism in Eukaryota, Metazoa, Nematoda, Chromadorea, Rhabditida, Ancylostomatidae. Bases 1 to 630 code for a protein of 209 amino acids.